GAUCAUGCUGUUCAUCAAGGUCGUCGCUUUGUUUUGCCUCAUCUACAUCGUCUCAGCAGAAAACUGCAGAUUUAUCAGGUUUGAGAACGCAGCAGAGGCUGAACGUCGUGCAUUAUUCGAAAGAUGUUUGCUGAGCUGCGAUGAAUCGCCUCGAGAAUUGAAUCCCUGUUACAACUGCAUUAUACCCUACAGAGAUUACGGAUGUUUGCUGAAGAGAGGAGAGCUUAUCGGAUGCGAGACCCACUGCGCAUCGCAACAGGGAGAUGGAGAAUUUAUGUUUUGCCUUCGACGAUGCGCACAAAAGAGGAGAACAUUGAAAAAGUUGAGGACUUUCAAGGAAACCAAGACCGAAGUGAGCCAACUUCGGAAACAUUGUUAGACCCAAUUGGUAGCCU
Cylicocyclus nassatus is the source of this 395-nucleotide messenger RNA. The record is from the annotation of a GenBank genome assembly. NCBI's taxonomy places the organism in Eukaryota, Metazoa, Nematoda, Chromadorea, Rhabditida, Strongylidae.